AUGUCGUCUCAGCAAUUUGAAGAAUUCACAGCUCAAAGUUACUCCACGAGCAACCAGACCGAUCCCGAAUUCAGACAACUCGCGAUAGACGUUCUUGAUGAAAACUAUCGAGAUAUUGUUACGAGAGCAGUUGUACGAAUUCUUGAUACUGAAAUAGCAGAAAAAACAUAUGCUCAAAUUAUCGAUGGACUACCCCUGGGCGAGGUCGCGUUUGAAUCAAGAGGAGGAAUGCCUCACCAAGAUCAUCCUAUCAAUCAUUGCCACGACGAGCUUUGCGCGGGGAUUUUAGACAAGGCACGCGAGUUCCGCGAUAAAUUUGACCCCUUUGUACUAAAAUUCGACUCCAAACUUCUGUUCGCAUAUCAAGCUGCUUCUGCAGGAUCACGAUCCUCCAAUACACGUCUCAUCGAGAUAAUUGCGAUAGCAGUCCAUCAGAUUGCUGUAACCCUCUUCAGUCUUGAGGAGGGUUUGCACAAGAACGAUGGUGUCAUUGAAUGGGCACCACCAAAGUCAGACAAGAUCUGGUGGUCACAUUGCCCAAAUGGGCCUGAACCUACAAUGUUCUUCCACCCUUGGUAUUUAAGUCACGAUAGGUAUCCCAACGGGGUAGCGGACAUGGCUGGGUAUUGGGCUGAAUCCCGAAUUCUCGGUGGCGUCGUUUUAUUCGACCGUCGCCAGCCAGUACCAGGCUCUAGCGUGGACCAGGAUGCUAUAUACAUCCACCCUGACAGAGACGACAUAACUUAUAGAAUCUGUCGUUUGACAUCCGAGCAAAAGCUUCAGCUACUCAAGUUUCUCACUGCCGAUGAGCCAGGCCAGAAUCCUCUGCCGAUUCUGCCUAGCGAGAAGAACGAUUACCGCAUUGACCCGGAAGAGUCUCCUGAGGACACUGGGAUAUACAGGGAUAUAUGGGAUCGCUCAAAACUUCGUGAAGAUGCUUAUGACCAAAGGCUAAGGGACGUUUGGAAUAAAGUGGAUUAUCUCACUCACAGUGACAAAGGCAACGCUGGAGACCGAGCACUGGAGAGAAGAAAUAGGAUAUUCUACGCAUAUUCUGACGACGAGGCCUGAUAAGCGUUUAUAGACAAACUCAU
This is a messenger RNA of Fusarium verticillioides 7600, 1094 nucleotides long. RefSeq lists its product as hypothetical. Bases 1 to 1071 code for a protein of 356 amino acids. The record is from RefSeq and is a predicted model, not a curated record. Lineage: Eukaryota; Fungi; Ascomycota; Sordariomycetes; Hypocreales; Nectriaceae. The transcript is spliced from 2 exons.